AUGGGAAGUAAGGGCGCCCUCGUGUGUCUGCUGCUUGUUACUGCAGCUGUCCUGCAGUGCUCGUCUCAGCACUGGUCACAUGGCCUGAGUCCUGGUGGGAAGAGGGAAACUGACUCUCCCAGCGAAUCACAAGUGAUGGAGGAUCUCCCCAGGAGAGGAGGGGCACGCUGUGGGAGUGACACCAGAGAGGCAGCCAAUCAGGAAAGGCCCAGCACACUGGAACAGCUGAUCAGCCUGAUGAGCAGAGCAAAUGAAGUUUAUGACUGAGGACACCCAGGAGGCUCCAUAAUCACUACAAUGUGUUUUACAUUAUUGUUUUAUGAUAGAAAUGUUCACUGAAAGUCACCACUGCUUUUGCUAAACAAUAUUAAUAAUGAGCCUGUUCAAUAAAUACAUGAUUCUGUAUGAAAUAAAGAAUAUCUUGCUUUC
This is a messenger RNA of Engraulis encrasicolus (European anchovy), 429 nucleotides long. RefSeq names its product progonadoliberin-1-like. Gene Ontology annotation, biological process: multicellular organism development. Gene Ontology annotation, molecular function: hormone activity. The record is from RefSeq and is a predicted model, not a curated record. Bases 1 to 267 code for a protein of 88 amino acids. Gene Ontology annotation, cellular component: extracellular region. The transcript has 3 exons. Lineage: Eukaryota; Metazoa; Chordata; Actinopteri; Clupeiformes; Engraulidae.